Messenger RNA from Merops nubicus (carmine bee-eater), 1311 nucleotides. RefSeq names its product fatty acyl CoA reductase 1 (gene FAR1). The record is from RefSeq and is a predicted model, not a curated record. The transcript is spliced from 9 exons. Gene Ontology annotation, biological process: long-chain fatty-acyl-CoA metabolic process. Bases 1 to 1311 code for a protein of 436 amino acids. Gene Ontology annotation, cellular component: peroxisome. Gene Ontology annotation, molecular function: alcohol-forming very long-chain fatty acyl-CoA reductase (NADP+) activity. NCBI's taxonomy places the organism in Eukaryota, Metazoa, Chordata, Aves, Coraciiformes, Meropidae.
AUGGUUUCCAUCCCUGAAUACUAUGAAGGAAAAAACGUCCUCCUUACAGGAGUUACAGGAUUCUUGGGAAAAGUGCUUUUGGAAAAGCUGCUCAGAUCUUGUCCUAAAGUGAAAGCGGUGUAUGUAUUGGUAAGAAAAAAAGCAGGGCAGACACCUGAAGCACGAAUAGAAGAAAUUACCAGCUGUAAGCUUUUUGACAGGUUGAAAGAAGAGCAACCAGACUUCAAAGCAAAAAUAAUAGUAGUUUUGAGUGACCUUACACAGCCUGAACUGGACCUUAAUGAAGCAGUCAAGGAAACACUUAUAGAAUGCAUUAAUAUUAUAUUUCAUUGUGCUGCUACAGUCAGAUUCAAUGAAACACUGAGAGAUGCCGUUCAGUUAAAUGUGACUGCCACACAACAGCUUCUCUUCCUGGCACAGCGAAUGAAGAACCUGGAAGUGUUCACACAUGUUUCGACUGCCUUUGCAUAUUGUAAUCAAAAACAGAUUGAGGAAGUAGUUUAUCCACCUCCUGUUGAUCCCAGGAAACUGAUAGAUUCUCUUGAGUGGAUGGAUGAUGGCCUAGUGAAAGAUAUUACUCCUAAACUGCUGGGUGACAGACCUAAUACUUACAUAUAUACAAAAGCCUUAGCCGAAUAUAUAGUACAACAAGAAGGUGCAAAAUUAAACACAGCCAUUAUUAGGCCAUCUAUUGUUGGUGCUAGCUGGAAGGAGCCUUUUCCUGGAUGGAUUGAUAACUUCAAUGGACCUAGUGGUCUCUUUAUUGCUGCAGGAAAAGGAAUUCUUCGAACUAUGAGAGCUUCCAACAGUGCAGUAGCAGAUCUUAUUCCAGUAGAUAUUGUUGUCAAUGCAACACUGGCUGCAGCCUGGUAUUCUGGAGUUAAUAGACCAAAAAAUGUCAUGGUAUAUAACUGUACAACAGGUGGCACCAAUCCUUUCCACUGGAGUGAAGUUGAAUACCAUGUAAUUUCUACUUUCAAGAGGAAUCCUCUCGAACAGGCCUUCAGACGGCCCAAUGUAAAUCUAACUUCCAAUCACCUUUUGUAUCAUUACUGGAUUGCUGUAAGCCAUAAGGCCCCAGCAUUCCUGUAUGAUAUCUACCUCAGGAUUACUGGAAGAAGCCCAAGGAUGAUGAAAACAAUAACACGUCUUCAUAAGGCCAUGAUGUUAUUGGAAUACUUUACAAGCAAUUCUUGGAUCUGGAAUACUGAAAAUAUGACUAUGCUAAUGAACCAGCUAAAUCCUGAAGACAAAAAGGUAAGUAGCUUUGUGAUCUGGGCAUGGAGACUGAAAAAGAAAUGUCUCAUUUAA